This is a messenger RNA of Thermothelomyces thermophilus ATCC 42464, 1455 nucleotides long. RefSeq lists its product as uncharacterized. The transcript has a single exon. Gene Ontology annotation, molecular function: dTDP-glucose 4,6-dehydratase activity. The record is from RefSeq and is a predicted model, not a curated record. NCBI's taxonomy places the organism in Eukaryota, Fungi, Ascomycota, Sordariomycetes, Sordariales, Chaetomiaceae. Bases 240 to 1361 code for a protein of 373 amino acids.
CCCAGGUGAGAGAGAGCUCAAUCCAGGGACUGCGUAUUAACUAAUACCUCGGGUAUGUGUAUGCGCACAUCCCUGGUCAGAUUCUUAGGGGCUGGGAGAAACUCGCCAACAUCCCCGCAUCCAACGGUUUCGCCGGCGUGACUCACCAGCCACGACGCAUUAAGAACCGAGGAGGUCCACCGAACUAAUUACAACACAGCACUCGCUUCACCCGAAAUACUAUCACCUCAACCACGACAAUGUCUGACAAAUCCGCCGUCCUCGUCACCGGUUCGGCCGGCCACCUGGGCAAGGCCCUCAUGCUCGCCCUGCCGGAGCUCGGCUACACGCCGAUCGGCAUCGACAUCAACCGCAGCCCGACGACAACGCUCCGGGGCUCCAUCACCGACACGGCCUUCCUGGCGUCCGUGUUUGGCACCCACAAGCCCGCCCACGUCAUCCACGCGGCGACGCUCCACAAGCCGCACGUCCAGACGCACUCGCAGAACGACUUUGUCCAGACCAACAUCGCCGGCACCGUCGCGCUCCUGGAGGCGGCCGCGGCGGCCGGCGCCCGCUCCUUCGUCUUUGUCUCGACCACCUCCGCCUUCGGCUCCGCCCUCGCCCCGCCGCCGGGGCAGCCGGCCGCCUGGAUCGACGAGACGGUCCGCCCGGUGCCCAAGAACAUCUACGGCGUCACCAAGGCGGCGGCCGAGGACGUGUGCCAGCUGGCGGCGCAACGGAGGAGCGGCGGCGGCGGCUUGCCCGUCAUAGUGCUACGCACCAGCCGCUUCUUUCCCGAGGAGGACGACGACGAGGCCCGGCGCGGCGAGGUGGCGGACGCCGACAACCUCAAGGUGCUGGAGCUCGCCUGCCGCCGCGUCGACAUUGCCGACGUGGUCACCGCCUGUGUCUGCGCCAUGGAGCGCGCCGCCGCCCGCGAGAUCCUCUGGGGGCGCUAUAUCAUCAGCGCGCCGACGCCGUUUGCCGCCGCUGCUACUGCUACUUCUGCUGUUGGAGCGGGGGAUGACAACGGGGAGGGGGUUGAGGAUGCGAAGAAAGAAGAACGGGAGGAGGUGCUGAGGGGGCUCGACCGGGACCCCGCGGCUGUAUUCGAGAGGGCCGUUCCCGGGGUGCGUGACGUGUUUGCUGCGAAGGGAUGGCGGUUCCUGACGCGGGUCGAUCGCGUGUACGAUUCCGGCCGGGCGGUCCGGGAGCUGGGCUGGCGGCCCGUGUACACAUUCCAGAGGGCCGUCGACAAGGUCGCCAGGGGGGAGGAGUGGAGGAGCGAGCUGGCGCUGAAGGUGGGCAAGCUGGGGUACCACGCCGUGCCGACGGGGGUGUACACGACCCAGGAGCGGGCACAGCAGGGGGACGAGUGAUAGGAAUGAGAGAGAGAAAAAGGAGAAGGGGGGGGUUAGUCACUCUUUUUGCUCCCCCUUAAUUACAUCAAGCUGGAUAAUUAAACGUCAAUAC